GUUAAUUGAAAGACAAAGCAAAGAGUUGAGAACCCAAGCUUGUGACGUUUGCUUUCAUCACAUUUAUUUCUAUCCCUCAAACUUAUAUAAGAAGCCAGAGCUCGCAUCCGCUACAAUCUGUAUUCCAUAUCUCUUCUUAUCCUUGCUCUUCCCCUCCCUUCCCUUACAAGAAAGGGGGAAGCAAAUGGCCGAAGAGGAGAUGCAGGAACCGGGCCUUUCUCGGCCGAAGAAGGGCUUAUGUCUCCUUCUUAUGUUCUUCGCAUUGAUUCUUUUAACGUCAUUCGCCUACUUUCUACUGUUUCCGAACUCCUCUGAUACCAACGUCACCUCCUGUCCUGCUUUCUUCAAUAUUGUUCCGGCAAUCAGUGGAAGGGCUCAGAGAGGUGUAUCAGUAGAACAAAAAAAUUCCUCGUAUAUUCAACUUCCGAGAAUGUCAUUGAAUGAUAGACAUAAAUAUUUACUGAAAGGACAAUGUGAUCUUUUUUCUGGACAAUGGAUAAACGAUCCUUCAGGACCUGCUUACACGAACGCUAGCUGCAAUUUCAUCCAACCACCUCAAAAUUGCAUGAAAAAUGGUCGGCCAGAUACAAAUUAUCUUUACUGGAGAUGGAAACCUUAUGAUUGUGAGUUGCCACCUUUUGAUCCAUUUAAAUUUAUGGAUGCCAUGAAAGAUAAAUCGAUGGCCUUCAUUGGGGAUUCAAUUUUUCGAAACCAAAUUCAGUCAUUGCUUUGCCUUCUCACCAAGGUCGAGGAGCCUGUUGAGGUCUACCAUGACAAGUUUUUCAGGUCCCGAACUUGGUACUUCGCCAAUUACAAUUUCACUGUUGGUGUCAUCUGGGCUCCAUUCUUAGUCAAGGCUGAGUUAUUUGAGGAUGAUGAAGGCAAAUCAAAAUCUGAUGUUGAGCUUCACCUUGACAUCCUUGAAGAUAAAUGGACUAGCCAAUACAAUAAAUAUGAUUAUGUGAUCUUCUCUGGUGGGCAAUGGUUUCUUAAAUCAAUGAUCAUUUGGUUGAAUAACACAAUUGUUGGCUGCCACAAUUGCAAAAACAACAACUUAAAGGAGCUAGGCAUCGAUUGCCCUUACCACAAAGCUCUCCAAACGGUUUUCGAGUUCAUGAUCUCUUCUGAUCACAAGCCUCUCAUCUUCUUUAGGACAUGGACGCCAGAUCACUUUGAGUAUGGAGAGUGGUUUAGUGGAGGGGUAUGCAAUAGAACUACUCCAUAUAGUGAGGGACAAUACAAAGGAAAGCCAAUAGACCAUGUGAUGAGAACAAUUGAAAUUCAGGAGUUUGAGAAGGCUGUAAGUAUGGCUUCACAGACUGGUGCUCGUCUAAAACUAUUAGAUACUUUUCAUCUUUCUGUUUUAAGACCUGAUGGGCAUCCAGGUCCUUACAGAACUUAUCAUCCCUUUGGUAAGGAUAAGAUUGCUAAAGUUCAAAAUGACUGCCUUCAUUGGUGCUUGCCAGGGCCUAUCGAUACAUGGAAUGAAUUGAUUGCGAAGAUUCUUGUUGAUGAAAGAGAUAUAAGCUCUAAUUGAUUGAGAUUAUAUCAGACUGUUACAUCUGCUAUGUAAAAUGGUGCUUGAUAUCUUUUACCUCUGCAUAUGCCAGUUCUUCUUUGUCCUUGCCUUCAAGCAUAUAGUGAUAUAUUUAUAUUUCCACUACUUUUUCAAGUCGAUUUGUCAUGUUCUGUUAUCGUACUAUUGUUGGUUAAGAAAUAAAAUAUGUUGCUUUUCCAUGAUAA
Messenger RNA from Dendrobium catenatum, 1743 nucleotides. RefSeq names its product protein trichome birefringence-like 26. The transcript has 4 exons. Gene Ontology annotation, cellular component: Golgi apparatus. Gene Ontology annotation, molecular function: O-acetyltransferase activity. NCBI's taxonomy places the organism in Eukaryota, Viridiplantae, Streptophyta, Magnoliopsida, Asparagales, Orchidaceae. The record is from RefSeq and is a predicted model, not a curated record. Bases 185 to 1537 code for a protein of 450 amino acids.